This is a messenger RNA of Ostrinia furnacalis (Asian corn borer), 2204 nucleotides long. RefSeq lists its product as uncharacterized. The transcript has 2 exons. Bases 249 to 2204 code for a protein of 651 amino acids. Gene Ontology annotation, molecular function: protein binding. The record is from RefSeq and is a predicted model, not a curated record. NCBI's taxonomy places the organism in Eukaryota, Metazoa, Arthropoda, Insecta, Lepidoptera, Crambidae.
UUGUUGUAUGGAGUUUGAUAGACUUACUUAUUACGUUGUUAAAGUUAAAGUAAGAUGGUGCAACUCAACCUUAGUCAUGAGUAAUAUUUUUCACUUGGUUCCUAAUCGUUAGGACUAUUUCGAAAAUCAAGUCGAGGUAAUUAAUCCUUUUGAAUUUUGGUUUUUGCAGGAAUACAUCAUGCAGCCACGGUUGGCUCCGCUUGGUGGUUCAAAUUAUCUUCGGAGCCAUCAUCGUGGCGAGCUUCACUAUGAUCGUCCUCAUGGCUGUCAAACGACCGACAACUGUAGUCUCUUAUACGUCGACAAAAUGCGAAAUUACAAACUGCCUAAUCGAAUGUUCGGGGGUGAUGUUCGAUCGAAACGAAGAAAGUGACGUCAUUUCUGCUGUAAUGGAGGCUGGAAUGCAGUGCCCAAACACUAGACUCUCCCUUCAACAUCCCAUAUUCCCUAAUGAAACCUUACCUGUUCGCUGGAUGAGCAGAAUGCCACCGAACAUUCACAAUCUUGAGAUUGUAGGGGGUAACUUACGUCAUAUUCCCUCUACAUCAUUCCUUGGGCACUUUGCAGGCAAUUUGAGAGUUCUUACCAUGGAAGAUGUAACUAUUUCCCAGUGGAUGUCAGAUACAUUUGUCGGAUUAUCCAAGUUAAAAGUACUUUCCAUGAGAAACUGCACUUUCGAAAUUAUGGAGAGAAAUGCUCUAAGAGCUUUGCGUCGCACUGUGCGUACUCUCACCGUGAUCAAUAGCGGUAAAUGGAACCCAGCUUAUAUUACUGGAAGCAUUUCCGCAGAUCGAUUAACCAGAGUCGAUCUUUCUUCAAACUAUUUUGGAAGGUUUAUAAGAGCCCACACAUUUAUGGGACUCAAGUCGUGCGAAUUUCUAUUUUUAAAUUCAUGCCACAUCACCGCCAUAGGUUUGGGAGCUUUCGAUUCCUUAGUAUCCAUUAAAUCACUUUUUUUAAACGACAACUUUCUUAUAACAGUCCCACCAAGUUUAUUUAAAUCUAUUUUGACAGUCGAUUCUCAUCCAACGAUUCUCCUUCAUGGUAAUUCAUGGCAAUGCGACUGUUUGCAGGAAGACCUCAUUAAAAUGUCAAAAAAUGGGUUAAUUCCUAUAGAUCCAACUUGUCAUCGUCCUACAGAAAUGUUCGGUAAAUCUUUUACAGAACUUCAAAAUUACUGCAGCACAUUUUCCCAGGAUAAAGAAAUUGAGAGCUUAACAAUGCUUUCAAAGGAUUCUGUUGUAACUUCUAUAGACCAAUCAUGUAGUUUCGGUGAGGAGCCAUCAAAUAAUACAUCCCUCAGAGUGGUUUCACCAAUUGCAUAUUUUGACUGUCCAAACAUUAGUUUUAUUAAUAAUUUCAAGGAAUCGCGACCAUCGCGAUCAUUGAAGGAUGUAUCUGAAUCUGACUGGUUGAAACCUACAUUCUUACUCAGGAACAGUGAUGUUUCAGUGAUGCAAGUUGGUUCGUCAGCAGCUCCUAAUGGGUAUGGACUUUUGUGGUAUCAGUCCUCUUGUCCAAACGAAGUAUACUGCCUUAGAACAAUACCUACUUUCUUACGGGUCUAUAGAUAUAAUAUUCUCCCAACUACUGAAUAUACGUUUUGUCCUAUCGAUUUGACAUCAGUUGCGAUUCCAAUGCAUAGUUGUGUGACUUACAAUUUAUCGGCGUUGGAAGGAUCACAAAAUGUUGUUUACAGAUACUUUCAGAGCCCUUCUAUUUUGUACAUUAGCAUUGGUGUGGGUUUAAUAAGUUUGGGUUUAGGCGCGAUGUGUGUUUAUAUGAUAAUAAGAAAGAAUCCGAAUUUGUUGAAAGGCAGUAAGAGGUUAGUCUUCGUGAGACACAGGAAUGUGGAUGCGUUGGUGUUACCGCCGAAAAUUCCUUUGCGUAACACUGAUAGUUUCAUGGAGGAUGAUAUAUUUUCGAAAAAUGGUAAAAUAUUCACUGUGCCAGAUGACAGUAAGCUUUAUGUCAAUCAUUUUGUAAGGUCGAAUUCUGUUCGGAGUGAUAAAAGCAGCACGCCCACAUACAUUUCCGCGAUGCAGCCGACAGAGGCGCAGCUUGCUGAAUGGCGGAUAAGGCACCACUUUGAAAAUAACUCGUCUCUUAUAUCUAUUAGUUCUGAUAUAUCAACAUUUAGUUGGGCGAAUGAUCUUACCUCAGCUGAAAUCACCACAAAUGUUGUUUACGAAAAUUUGAAGUAA